UCACCAGGACUCAAGCGCUAUGAGCUCCAUCCCAGCACCGAGUCCUGGAACGCAGAACUGCAGACACACACUGCUCCAGCUGUGGCUCCAGACACGUUUCGUUUAAGCGUUGAGAUCGUGAUCUUCGGUUUUGUUAAGUUCCUCUUUCGUCCCUUUUGCGCUCUUGCUUCACAGACUGUUCGGUGAUAGAGCUCUUUCGUCCACCUUUUCUCAACGAAUAGUGACGUUUUUUACUUUUCCCUUCGUUCAGGAAUCAGCGUGUGCUGUGUGACUGGGCCAUAAGAUUGACCUGUUUAAAUUUUCAUCUGUUUGGAUUAAAGUUUUAACUUAAACUAAUUAACUUUAUUUAAGGCAUUUAUCUGUUGAACUGGUUCAUAUGCAUGUGAUACAAAUUGGAGUUAUUCAUGAUAAAUGCAUAAAUCUUAUGUAUUAAACACAUUGUUUAUUAGCAGCCUAUUACCUAAAUCUCAUUUACCCCUUUCAUUUAUACUUUAAUGUUAACCUCAUGUUACAAUUAUUAAUUUUUAUAUUAAAAUAUAAUCAAAAUGGCUGGAAAUUGUAUUUAAUUAAAAUGCAUAACUUGGUUGUUGGCACAUAUCUUAAUUUUUUUUGUGUCUGGGUUUGAUACAUUUUUUUUUAUUAUUAUUAUUUUAUUUAAUUUUUGGGGGUUACUUUAGUCAUGGUCCAUGCAUUGAUUGCCUGAUUUGAAUAUCUUGCCUUACAGCAUGAAAGAGAGCUAAUGUAAUAUUUAGUAUACUGGUACUAUUAUAUUAACAGUAUCAACAAGCAAAAAUGGGACACACUGUGUGAUACUGUUUGAAUUACUCUGAUUUCACGUGUUAAUAGCAUUUUUUAUGUUUUUUAUUAUUUAUUUAAUGAAAUUAGGCACACCUGUGCAGCCAAUAUGCCAGGUUUUCUUCAUUUUCCCUUUUAAAUGUAUUUAUUUAUUGAAGGGUGUGGUUUAUAGUUGUUUCAGCUGGAUAACUUAUCUAUUUUCAUCAUUUCCUGGUUUUCCUGGGUAACAUGCAGGUUAACGUCAUAACAGUUACGAACUGUGGGCAGUUCGCUGAGCCCACGUCUGCACAAAUGCAGAGUUACAUAAAGUAGGCAAAAUGUUUGCUGAAGAGCCUUCAUUCCCUUUACAGUUUGACAGUGGGACAGCCCUAAACCCUCACCCACUUGGCAUGAAUGCGCUUCAAAUUCUGAGUCUGAGGGAAGAUUUUGGGAUUAGGCCACAGACUGACUGCUUUGUUCAUGUAAAUGCGCAUUUCCUGCUUUUUCUCUGCACACAACUACUUGAAUGUCACUUUAACUCUAAAGUAAAUGUUAGUCACAUUUUGUAAAGUAGCCUGACAAUUACGACUGCCAACUGCAGAUGAAAUUUUAACUUGCAUACGCUGAAAAAAAUGGUAGUAUAUGCAACCAUUUUUGCUUACACUCUGGAUCCCUGGUAAAACUUUAGUUGUGAUUGAAAGUGCAACUACAGCGAUUGAGGGGAAGUAAAGUUGAAGUUGUUGGAGCACCUCAUGUCAUGUCAGUGAUAGGGUGUGGCCAUAACACAGCACACUAAAUUUUUAAACUUUGUUGCUAGAGCAGGUAGCUUUGUGGUUGGCUACUCAUAUGUAGACUGGGUUUGAAUACUGCUCAUGCUACCUGUCUCUUUGGACAAGACCCUUAAGCUGCAUUGUUUCAGUCCACUUAGCUGUAAAAAUGGGUACCAACCUUAGCAGGGGAAGUAAAUAUGAGGCAUCAUUGUAAAGCAAUUUGAGCAUAUGCAACAUGGAAAAGCAUUACAGAAAUGCAGUCUCUGUCCUUCCUUCCUUGAAGCAGAAAGAAAGUGAUUGGCACAGAUGGCAAACAAAAGUGCUCAGAGAUCACAUUUUGAAGGAAUCUAGACAUAUGCCACACAAUCUCAACUGGAGAAGAAACACAAUUCUCACACAGGUCUACUUUGUCAGUUGUCAUUGUUAACAUUAAUUACAGCUUUUACUCUAACUAUGAGUAACUGGGAAGACUUGAUUUAUCAUAGCUUUAUUAGUCUCUAGCUACAUAGACAAUUUUCCUCCCUGGAAGUUGGAAAUUCAGAGUUCCCAGUUUCCAUCAAAUAAAGCAUGAGCUCACAUCUUGGUCAUACCCUUCUUCCUUCAUGUCAUUUGCAAUAUCUAAUGGAGCAAACAUAUCUGCCAUGUAACCCCCCCCAAAAAAAAUUACUUUUCUCAGCAGUAAAACUGAUCGAUUGUACUUUUGCAGUAAAGAUUCUUUGUAAUACCAGAUAUCAACACAGAGUAAGUUUUGUCAGUUUUAAGAAAAAUUGAAGGGGACUACACCUUUUACAUUUAUCAAAACGUUUAGACAGGUUUACGGUGUAUUGCACAGUUGUUGUAAAUUGCAGCAUCCACUCUGGAGGCAUAUAUGGGUAUUGAACUGUGUGGUUGUAGCUCUUGAUACAUCUUGCUUUCAAUAUCAUUUUCUUUCCCAUGAGCCUUUUUUUAUGCUUGGGAUGGGGGAGGCUGUCUUUAACAGCAACAGUGUCACUGUGUUGUAGAUCAAAGAGACAAAUGUACAACCUGGCUACGGAAAUGUAACCUAGUGAGGCUUCAAGUUCAAAAUGUGAACAAACCUCUGUACCGUGGGACGUUCCAUUGCUUCCAGUCCAUCGUACGCCAGGAGUCGGUGCUCGGACUGUACAAAGGGCUUGGCUCUCCGAUGAUGGGGCUGACGUUCAUCAAUGCCAUCGUUUUUGGCGUCCAGGGUAAUGCCAUGCGCAAGCUUGGAAGUGACACACCCUUUAACCAGUUCCUGGCCGGUGCUGCUGCUGGAGCCAUCCAGUGUGUCAUCUGCUGUCCAAUGGAGCUGGCAAAGACGCGCAUGCAGAUGCAAGGGACUGGAGAAAAAAAGUCCAAGAAGAAGAUGUACAAGAACUCUCUGGACUGUCUGGUGAGAAUCUAUAAGAAACAGGGAAUUCGAGGCAUCAACCGCGGCAUGGUGACCACUCUGCUCCGUGAGACGCCAGCUUUUGGUGUGUACUUUCUCACAUAUGACGUUUUAACCCGUUCGCUAGGCUGCGAGCCAGAAGACCCAUUCAUGAUCCUAAAACUGCUAUUUGCCGGUGGAAUGUCUGGCAUCGCCUCCUGGCUCUCCACCUACCCCGUGGAUGUGAUCAAGUCACGUUUACAGGCUGACGGGGUGGGAGGGGUCAAUCAGUACAGCGGCAUCAUGGAUUGUGUGAGACAGAGCAUACAGAAGGAAGGGUGGAGAGUGUUCACGCGUGGACUCACAUCCACUUUGCUCCGUGCGUUUCCGGUGAACGCUGCCACGUUUGCCACAGUGACUCUGUUCUUAAACUACAUGCGCGACGGGCAGGAGUGCAGCAUCCAGGACUCUGAGCAACAGGACGUCCCACUGUAGCCUCAAGCAGCGCCAACUAGCUUGUAUCCCUCGGAGGCGGGCUAACUACAUGUGUCGGAAAAUCCUUUUUGCCGCGUGUGCGGAUGUGCAGAAGAAAUCCACUGUAAUGAUCUGUCCAUGGAGAAUCAGUCUCUGGAACUUCAGCUGGUAUUUAAAAUCUUGAAGACUACAGCAGCAAACGUACCUUUAUGGUGUCCUUUUUUUUUUUUUAAGGCAUUUCUUGUGUAGUUUUUAAAAUUUUGAAUAAUAAAAAAUGUUUAUAAGAGUUACUGUAACAAAGUGACCAUUUCUGUCAAAGAAACACUGUAUAUGAUGUGUUUGGCUCAUAACAGGGCACAUCUGGAAUCUAUGUUACCGUCUUCAUUAUCUCAACGUGCAUUAACUUGUAACGUGCAAGUGCUUCUUGAUCCUACUCCUGUGGACAUCAGCUUUCAUCUCUUCCUCCUCUGCACUCAUAGAAAAGCCAAAUGAAACCUGAGGACAGGAUGAACACGGCACGUCUGUGACAUUAUAACCAUUUUGACUGUUACUUUUUGCAAGCUCGUUUAAUGACACUGCUUUAACACAAUGUCACAAAAGGUUACAAAGAGGAAAAAAAAAAUCUUUGCACGUGUACAGUAUAUGAGUGGAGUUUUACUUUAUUUUCCUUCUGGGGUUGAACUUUGUUGUGAAGGGUUAUAAGAAGAUGUAAUGUUUAAUAAAGAUAAAGGUUAUAAUGCCC
Molecule: messenger RNA, 4129 nt
Organism: Thalassophryne amazonica
Lineage: Eukaryota; Metazoa; Chordata; Actinopteri; Batrachoidiformes; Batrachoididae
Gene: slc25a29l
Product: mitochondrial basic amino acids transporter
Exons: 3
Coding region: 2707-3408 (233 amino acids)
Biological process (GO): mitochondrial L-ornithine transmembrane transport
Cellular component (GO): mitochondrion
Molecular function (GO): high-affinity L-arginine transmembrane transporter activity
Source: RefSeq, a predicted model, not a curated record